This is a messenger RNA of Stylophora pistillata, 934 nucleotides long. Its product is annotated as proteasome subunit beta type-4. Gene Ontology annotation, cellular component: cytoplasm; proteasome core complex. The record is from RefSeq and is a predicted model, not a curated record. Lineage: Eukaryota; Metazoa; Cnidaria; Anthozoa; Scleractinia; Pocilloporidae.
GACUCAGGCAAAAAGAAGAGAAAAAUGACUGCAAUGAAUGUCCCUGGAUUUCAAGAUCAGUUUUGGAGCAAUGGUCCAUCGCCAGGCGCAUUUUAUAACUUACCAGGCAAUCCAAGUAAUUCUAAAACAGCUGAACAAUUUUCACCGGCUAAAAGAACUUUGUACCCCACUACAACUGGUACAUCUGUACUUGGUGUGAAGUUUGAUGGUGGAAUUCUUAUGGCAGCAGACACCUUAGGGUCUUACGGAUCUCUUGCAAGAUUCCGAGAGGUCUCAAGACUCACUGCUGUUGGCAAUAACACGGUUGUUGGUGGUUCUGGGGAUUAUGCUGAUUUUCAGCAUCUGAAAUCACUUUUGGAUCAGAAAGUUAUUGAUGAUGCCUGUUUAAAUGAUGGCCAUGGUUACACUCCAAAGUCCAUAUAUUCCUGGUUAACAAGAAUAAUGUAUUACAGGCGCACGCGUUUUGAUCCUCUGUGGAAUCAGAUUGUUGUUGGUGGUGUUCACAAUGGAGAGAGUUUCCUGGGAUGUGUUGACAAGAUUGGCAUAGCUUUUGAAGCACCCACAAUAGCCACUGGGUUUGGUGCAUAUCUCGCUCAGCCAAUUCUUCGUGGUGCAUUUGAAAAGAAUCCCAGUAUGUCUCUAGAAGAGGCAAGGCAAGUGAUCACUAAAUGUCUGCAAGUGUUGUUUUACAGAGAUGCCAGGUCAUUAAACAAGUAUGAAAUUGCAGUCAUUACAAGUGAUGGUGUUGUGAUUGAACCUGCAACCAGUGCGCAAACCAAUUGGGAAAUUGCUCCAAUGGUCAAGGGCUAUGAGUAAUUCCUGGAGUAUGUGUUUUUUUUCCUUUGCUGUCUAGUUCGUUGUAUAUCAUUGUUUGUAUUCCUGUGUACUUGUAAAGAAAACUGAUAAUAAAAUAUCAAAGUCUUUCAGUAUUGGC